GUAUGGAAAAUCAUUAACAAUAACGUUCCUUAGUAACACAGCAACUAUGCAAGAAUAAAUCAUGAACAAAUCUAAUAACUAUUUGCAAUGAAUAAUGCGUCGCGCUUCAUUACUAAUGAAUGAAGAUGAAUAGGAACAAGGAAGAGUCUUAUUGCAGAACCAUGAGCAGCCUAAAACAUAACAAACAAUAACGGUGGAAACAGUAGCCAAAAAAAGACUAUUAUUAUUAUGAUUUAUGACAAGUUAAGCCUGUUUUUGUAUUCCUGUACUAGAUUAGGUUAAUUUAGCAAUCACACAGAGGUAUUACCUUACUUAAUGAAAAGUGUUAGUACAGAUUUUGGACCAGUAGGUUACGUGGUACUUGUUUCAUAAAGAAAUGAACAGCCAGUUAAUGGUGGACUGUUAUGUUAAUGAUUGUUUUAAAUAUCUAAUCCGGCAUGAAGAUUUCAGAGAAACCUUACUCUAUUAAUUCAUUCAAUCUUUAUUCUGGACUUUUAGUUAGAGGUUUAACUUAUUUAUUGCUGCUCUUAAUAAGUUAUUAUAACAUGAAAAUCAUGAUGAUUUCGCAUUUCAGUCUCAAAAUGUGUUAUUUUUACAAACCUACUUAAGACUUUCAGUAAUUCACUUACGCAAAACACUUGUGAUUAUUUCAGAAACAAGUCUUGUUUGUAUAGUUUAGUAAACUCUCCUUCAUUCAUUAGUAAUUAAGCUUCUCAUAGUAUUCAUUUUAAACAGUUACUUCAUUCAUCUGUAGUUACCUGGUAAGAAAGGAACCUUACAUGAAAGUGUUACCUCAAAAAAAAAAAAUAUACAGCAUAAUAUAAGUCUUUUUUUAAGUGUUUAUACAAUGACAUGGAUGGCUGAGUGUGUUAACGUGCACUCUCUGGUGUCUCCCAUUUCACCUGGUAUCUGAUAGUGUAGAACCUAAAGAAGGUGAUAUUCUCCAAGCUGUCUUUCCUCAGCUCCUUAAUUGUAGAAAUUCCUUACCUGUUUACCUGUGCAUGGAACUCUAUCCACUGACCCCUUGCCAAGUAGAUUUUAAUGAGCUACCUUUCAAAAAAAAAAAAGAGCCUUUAUUGUCCUAAAGGCAGUUUUUGGCUCCUGAACAGUGCUCUCUUUCUUUAAUGAAAGAAUCAAUAUCUCUUACUCUCUCCCUCUCCUUCCUUUAUUCCAAAGGAGCCAAAAACCUGUGAGUCCCCUUGAUUUGCCUUUUUUUUUCCCCCUCCACCAUGUCCUCCCUGUGUCCUUAAUCUAGAGACCACUGGACGGUGAGCACUUGAAGCAUAUUGGAGCAUUAAGACAUAUAGACUCUGUGGCUGGGUUUUCACUAAAGUCUGCAUCCCUCAGGACAUCGAGUAAAAGGCCUCCAUAUGGCUCUGCAGGUGCUGGGCAUCACGCUGUCUAUGAUUGGCCUGGCAGGCACCAUCAUCAUCUGCGCCCUGCCCAUGUGGAAGGUGACAGCGUUUGUGGGCACUAACAUCGUGGUGGCGCAGGUCUUCUGGGAGGGCCUGUGGAUGACCUGUGUGUACGAGCGCACGGGCCAGAUGCAGUGCAAGCUGUACGACGCUCUGCUAGACCUGGACCCAACACUGCAGGCCUCGCGUGGCCUCGUGGUCACCACUAUGGCACUUGCAUGUCUCGGGUUCCUCAUCUUCCUGCUGGGAGCCGAGUGCACCAACUGUCUCAGCAAUCCAUGGGCCAAGGCUAGGAUCGUGGUGGCGUCGGGGGUCACUUUCAUGCUCUCGGGACUUGGUGCCGCAAUUCCCGUUUCCUGGACAGCUGACACCAUCAUCAGGGACUUCCAUAACCCUGUAGUGCAUGAGGCGCUGAAGAGAGAGAUGGGUGCUGCCAUAUAUGUGGGCUGGGUGACAGCGGGAUUCUUGUUUGUUGGAGGGGCAAUUCUCUGCACCAGCUGCCCACCAGAGAGGGUCAAGCACCUCUCUAGGUAUACGGCAACAAAGUCAGGCACCCAAAGCAGCUAUGCAUUUAAGAACUAUGUGUGAGUUUAAGACAUGACCAGUUCAUCACUGAGGUGUAAUGACCAAAAUGAACGUGCCAUCAUGUUACAAAAGGACAUUCUUACAUGCUGCCAGAUGUUACACGAUAGGAAUUACAUUUUCUUCACAUUAGUUUUGUGCCAUGUACAAUCAUGGUUGAAAUCUCUCGGUCAGAGUUUUAACUUUUUUUUACACUUAUGCCUUUUGAUGAAACCAUGUUAAAGAAUAUGAUGUGUGUAAGAAACAACUUUGAGUUAUGUGAGGGUCCCUAAAAUGUUCUACUUUGUCUGAAAUGACGUUUUACAAAUUAAAGGCCAUAAGUGUUCAUUUAAUUUUUUUAAAUUCAAAUUCAUUUAAUGGUCCUAAUUGAUUAACCUGGUGUUAUUUUUUAAUGUUAUGACUGCAUGUUUAAUUACAUAGGGACAAGUCCAUAUGGUGAUUGAUACGAUGUAAAUACAACCAAAAAUGACUGGAAUACAAUACUGUGUUGAAAACCGUGUCCACCAGUGACUAUACUAUGCCAUAGAACUAGUUUUAAAUCACAGUUUGAAGUCUUUUUUUUUGGAUUUGAAUUCUUAUCCUUAUAUGUGAAUUAUUUUGAAGUGCUGUUAGAUUUGGUAAGUCAGUACAAAUUUGGUGUGGCAUUGAAAAAGUAUUUUUAAAAAAAGUGUCACAUUUAAUUAUAAGGUAUGUUGACAAUUAUGAUUUUUUUACACACAAAAAAAAAGGUUUACUCAACUGACAGCCAUUAUAUAGUUUAUUCUGUUUUUCAUAAAGAAUAAAACGGAUGUUCUUUGUCAGCUACUUCCAUGUACACCCCUUUAACGUGUCUUCUGUCUGUGUUCCUAUUUGAAUAAAAUUUGCUUCCAGUUUUCAUA
Pangasianodon hypophthalmus (striped catfish) is the source of this 2875-nucleotide messenger RNA. RefSeq names its product claudin j (gene cldnj). Gene Ontology annotation, biological process: cell adhesion; bicellular tight junction assembly. Gene Ontology annotation, cellular component: plasma membrane; bicellular tight junction. The transcript has 2 exons. Lineage: Eukaryota; Metazoa; Chordata; Actinopteri; Siluriformes; Pangasiidae. Bases 1371 to 2003 code for a protein of 210 amino acids. The record is from RefSeq and is a predicted model, not a curated record. Gene Ontology annotation, molecular function: structural molecule activity.